Molecule: messenger RNA, 297 nt
Organism: Cooperia oncophora
Lineage: Eukaryota; Metazoa; Nematoda; Chromadorea; Rhabditida; Trichostrongylidae
Source: the annotation of a GenBank genome assembly
AUGUCGUUGUGGGUGGACAGAUAUCGCCCGAAGAAAUUAAGCGAGCUAUCCUACCACUUGGAACAGGCUUGUGAUUUGGCUGAACUUGUGAAGUCUGAUGACUUCCCUCAUCUUCUCGUCCAUGGUCCAUCGGGUGCAGGGAAAAGAACCCGUAUACAUUGUAUCUUAAGGGAACUCUACGGAGCAGGAGCCGAACGACUGCAUCUAGACAAAAAGUCCCUCGUCACUCCUUCUAAUAGGAAAAUUGAAAUCGAUACCGUCAGCAGUAACUACCACAUAGAAAUUAAUCCUGGGUAA